AAAAAGAGGUUAAAUAUUCCUAACUCCAAGGACGAAACUUUCCUCUACAAACAAGCAUUCCUACAUUCGUCUCCUUUCCCACACGUAUAAGUAAAUAUCUUCCUUUUACCAUGAUCCUAAAAAAAAUCACUUCCUUCCCUCCAACAUAGCCAAACAUGGCCUUGGCCAAUUUUCUGCUUCUUCUACUUUCACUUUCAUGUUGUUCUUAUGGGGUUACUUCCUCCCAUUCCAUUCAAUCCAUGGUUACACAAACUUGCACUGAUAUCGACGACCGGAAUUCGUGCCUUGCGAAUGUGCAAGCCGAGCUCCAAAAAACGGGGCCUCAAAUUCAAGAUUCGGUGUCGAUCAUAACUGCUGCUCUUAGGCACACGCUCAAUGAAACAAAAAAUGCAAUCCAAAUGAUAACAAAGUUCAACUCUUUGUCCAUAAGUUACAGGGAGAGUGUAGCAAUUGAGGACUGCAAGGAGCUCCUGGACUACUCCGUCUCCGAGUUGGCUUGGUCUCUGGGCGAAAUGAUCAAAAUCCGCGGUGGCGACACAAAUGUUCACUACGAAGGAGACUUAAAAUCUUGGCUUAGUGCUGCCCUGAGUAACCAAGAUACCUGCCUUGAGGGUUUUGAAGGAACCGACCGACGCCUCGAAAGUUUCGUUAGGGGAAGUUUGAAGCAAGUGACGCAGCUCAUUGGUAAUGUUCUUGCCUUGUACACUCAACUAUACAGCUUGCCCUCUCCUCCUGGGGAUCAUGGUCCCCCGAUGAAUAAAAGUUCGUCAGGGGAUGAUUUCCCGGCGUGGAUGAGUGAGGAUGAUAAAGCGCUGGUUAAAUCGAAUCCAAAAUCUGGUGCGAAGCAUGCUGUUGUAGCAGCAGAUGGGAGUGGACAGUACCGUACGAUCACAGAAGCUGUUAACGAAGCUCCAAACUACAGCCCUAGCAGGUACGUUAUAUAUGUGAAGAAGGGAAUAUAUAAGGAAAACAUCGAUCUGAAGAAGAAGAAAACCAACAUUAUGUUCGUUGGGGAUGGGAUCGGACAAACUAUCAUCACCGGUAACCGGAAUUUCAUGCAAGGAUGGACGACGUUUAGAACUGCAACAGUCGCGGUAUCCGGGAAGGGAUUCAUAGCAAGAGAGAUGACAAUUCGCAACACCGCCGGCCCUCAGAACCACCAAGGCGUGGCGCUAAGAGUCGACUCCGACCAGUCGGCCUUCUUCCGGUGCAGCAUUGAGGGUAACCAAGACACCCUCUAUGCUCACUCCCUCCGGCAGUUCUACCGGGAAUGCAGCAUCUACGGCACCAUAGACUUCAUAUUUGGCAACGGAGCUGCAGUCCUCCAAAACUGCAAAAUCUACACAAGGGUCCCACUCUCGCUACAAAAGGUCACCAUCACCGCCCAAGGUAGGAAAAACCCGCAUCAGAACACCGGGUUUACGAUCCAGGACAGUUUUGUUCUGGCGACCCAGCCAACUUAUUUGGGCAGGCCGUGGAAGGAAUAUUCCAGGACUGUUUACAUGAACACUUACAUGAGCGGGCUGGUCCAGCCCAGAGGGUGGCUCGAGUGGUAUGGGGAUUUUGCUUUGAGCACCUUGUGGUAUGGUGAGUAUAGAAAUUAUGGGCCGGGUGCGGGUCUCGCGGGUCGGGUCAAAUGGCCUGGUUACCAGAUACUCAAGGAUGCCGCCGCCGCGAGCUUCUUCACUGUUGGGAGGUUUAUUGACGGGAGGGCUUGGUUGCCGUCGACAGGUGUCAAGUUUACAGCGGGUUUGAGUAAAUAA
This is a messenger RNA of Pyrus x bretschneideri (Chinese white pear), 1763 nucleotides long. Its product is annotated as putative pectinesterase/pectinesterase inhibitor 22. The transcript has 2 exons. Gene Ontology annotation, molecular function: pectinesterase inhibitor activity; pectinesterase activity. Bases 156 to 1763 code for a protein of 535 amino acids. The record is from RefSeq and is a predicted model, not a curated record. Gene Ontology annotation, biological process: cell wall modification. Lineage: Eukaryota; Viridiplantae; Streptophyta; Magnoliopsida; Rosales; Rosaceae.